Molecule: messenger RNA, 1059 nt
Organism: Camelina sativa (false flax)
Lineage: Eukaryota; Viridiplantae; Streptophyta; Magnoliopsida; Brassicales; Brassicaceae
Source: RefSeq, a predicted model, not a curated record
AUGACAAGACAAGCUUCUCUUCAGUCCAUUAUUUCUCGUGCCACCACUACUCGCAACAUCUGGGAGAUCCUCUCCAACACCUAUGGGAAAUCCUCCAGUGGUUGCAUCCAUCAAAUCCGGGAUCAACUCAAGGAGAGCACCAAAGGAACUAAGUUCGUACAUGACUACUUGCGUGGUAUCAUUAACAAAGCGGAUCAAAUAGCGUUGCUUGAUGCUCCGUUACCACAUGAAGAUCUCCUUGAAUAUAUCACCAGCAGCCUCAACGAUGACUACAGAGCUAUUGUAGAGAUGGUUCAAGGCCGUGACACACCAAUCUCCAUUGAAGAACUCCAUGAGAAGCUCAUCAACAGAGAAAAUGCAUUAAAAGCUGUAGGCGACACCAAUCUCUCUGUUCUUGCAAUUGCUAAUGUGACACAUCUUUCACGGCAAUCACCUCGUGGUGGCUUCACCUCGUCUCGCGGUGGCUUCCACUCAUCUCGUGGUGGCUUUCGUCUGUCUUGCCCGUAUCUCGGCAAGUGUCAGCUUUGUGGUUUACAAGGUCAUGGCGCUAAACUUUGUCCGCAGCAUCAACAACAAUCACAACAGUUCUCCUACCAUGCUCCCCAAUUUAACCAGUUUUGCGGGUCUACUCCUUCCCAGACUCCACAUCUGCCACUUCCUGCUCCCCAAUGGCGAGCUCAGGCUCAUUACAUCACUACUGGUUCCCAGGCUAACGUCACUCCUUGGCUUCUUGAUAGCACUGCUUCACAUCACAUCGCUAGUGAUCUCAGCACUCUUUCCCUGCAAACACCUUACAAUGGCAGUGACAAUGUGAUGGUUGGUAAUGGUACCGGCCUUCCCAUCUCUCACACCGGUUUAGUUUCUCUCCUUUCUCAUUUCAAACCACUCAAACUCCAAAAUGUUUUAUGUGUCCCUGAAAUGCGUCGAAACCUAAUUUAUCUCAACAAGUUAUGCAAAACUAAUAACGUUAUGGUUCAACUCUGUCCGUAUUAUUUUCAGGUGAAGGACCUUCACACGGGAACGACACUACUCAAAGGCAAGGCCAAUGAGGGCGUGUAA